UCGAUCGCGGAAUGGGGGCCAAGCGGGUGGCGUCGGCGGCGGGGACGGCGGCGCUGGCCUACGUCGCGCUCUCGAGGCGGCAGCGGAGGCCGGGCGAAGAGGACGAGGGCAAGAAGGCGGAGGAGAGGUGGCCGGAGCGGGCGCCGGCGACCUGGAGGGAGGCCGCGGCGGUGACGGCGAGGACGGCGGGCUUCACGUACGCGGAGACGCUCGGCAAGUGGCCGCUCGGGGACAUCGCCUUCGGGAUCAGCCACCUCAUGCGCGUCCAGGGCAAUCGGCAGCACGAGUACACCGGCAGCAAUUGCGUGCCUCUGAAAGGCCCUGGAGUAAGGCAGGAGCUUAUUGGACUUCUUAGAUACCUCAGGCUCUGCAUGUUCUUCUCAAAGAAGCCAUAUGAAGUGUUUCUGGAGUUUGCUGGUUAUGGCCAGAGUGAUAUUCUCAUAAGGAAGUCAAAGUCAAAGCUUAUGAAGCCUGCAUUCACGGUUGUCCGCGAUGAAAGUACCAAAUGCUUCCUCCUUUUCAUUCGGGGUGCGACCAGCACUAAGGAUCGGCUGACAGCAGCAACUGCUGCAGAGGUUCCAUUCCAUCAUUCAGUGUUACAAGAUGGACGUAGAUCCAAUUUGGUGGCUGGACAUGCGCAUUGCGGAAUGGUUGCAGCGGCUCGUUGGAUCGCAGAUCAGGCCAUCCCGUGCCUCAGCAAAGCAGUGGAGCAAUUCCCAGACUACAGAAUUAAGAUCAUUGGGCAUUCCAUGGGAGCUGGUAUUGCGGCAAUCUUAACAUACAUGCUACGAGAGGACAAUAAGUUAUCAUCAUCCUCAUGUAUUGCCUUUGGACCAGCUGCUUGCAUGACCUGGGAUUUGGCUGAGUCGGGCAACAACUUCAUUACCACUGUUGUAAACAGAAAUGACCUGGUGCCAUCUUUUGGUAAAGCUUCAGCCUCCAUCCUUCGCACAGAGGUUAUGGCAUCGUCAUGGGCUCCAGACCUUCAAGAACAAUUCCAGCAAACAAGAAUCUUGGGAUUUGUAAAUAGCUCCUUGAAUUUCAUGCGAUCCCACAUUCCCUUCUUACCCAAUCCAGGGUCCAAGGAGGAGUUGAACCUUUCCUCAGAUGCACGUUCCGCUGUGCAGAAGCACUGGGCGCUGUCCUGCUGGUCAUCUGUUGCUGCAAAUAGGCAAACUCUGGAGUCCGGCACUCAGGGCAUGGGCAUUCCGGCACUGAUGUACACCUAUGCAGGAACUGACCAAAACACUGACAAGCCAACAACUGCAGGAGAACCAGCCUCAUACUCUCGUGAAGAACCUGAUCGCCCGAGGUCAGAUUUUGAGGAAACUAACCUCGAGCAGCUUCUGAAAUCGCUGCGAUCAUCGCCAGUCCCCUCUCAGCCUCACCAGUUGUACCCUCCUGGAAGGAUCAUGCACAUGGUUGUGUUGCCAUCACCAAACGAGCCCGGCACCGGCAAGCAGCGCGACCAGGAUGGGGUGGUUGCCAUCUAUCAGACGCCUCGUAGCAUGUAUGGCAAGAUCCGGUUGGCUAGAUCCAUGAUCAGAGACCAUUACAUGCCGAGGUACAUCGAGACAAUGGAGAUGCUGAUCGACAAGCUUGCAGAGGACGAUGGGGAUGACAGUGAAGGCCAGUUGGGUGAACUGAACCCAACAACCAAGGAAGAAGAUUGGUAAGAUGUAGGCAGCAUUGUUAGUGUAGGUCACGAGACACAGUUUAUGAUUUAAUGGUUUCAGAGUUGAACCCAGAUUAGUGGCAUAGUGUAGUGGUAGGAGACCAAAGGCCAAGCAGCCAUGCCCGCUGCCGCGGACGCGGGGAGCGUCGCACAGCAGCGGGAGAAGAUGGGUGCGAGGACUUGAGCGGUAAAUUGUAAAGUACCAGGGGUUAUAUGAAAAUAAUCGGAUCGCGA
Molecule: messenger RNA, 1909 nt
Organism: Panicum hallii
Lineage: Eukaryota; Viridiplantae; Streptophyta; Magnoliopsida; Poales; Poaceae
Exons: 7
Coding region: 12-1676 (554 amino acids)
Biological process (GO): lipid catabolic process
Source: RefSeq, a predicted model, not a curated record